AUGUCUACUGAAGCUGAAGCUACUGCUACCAACAGCCAGCCUGAACAGCAGGCUCCACCAAAGGCACAGUCUUCAAAGAAAGAAAAAAAGAAAGGGCCAGAAAAAACAGAUGAAUCCCUCUUGGCUAGAUUCAAAGGUGAUGGUGUGAAAUACAAGGCUAAGCUGAUUGGCAUAGAUGAUGUUCCCGAGGCAAGAGGAGACAAAAUGAGUCAGGAUUCAAUGAUGAAGCUGAAGGUAAGGGGGCUUGAGCUGUCAUUUAAGGAACAAUCUUCAGCUGAGCCUCUGGUUUCUGAUCUUAAGGACCUCUUUCAACUAAUUUAUAAUAUGAAGAAGAAGGAAGAAGAAGAAAAGAAAAAGAGUGAAGAAGCAAGUAAGACUGAGAAGGGUGGUGAAGAUCUGCCUGCUGAUCAAGCUGACAAAAUGAAACUGGGAGUUGACCAGAUGGACUUGUUUGGGGAUAUGUCAACACCCCCUGAUAUGAGCAGUCCCACAGAAACUAAAGAGAUCCUGUUAGUGGAUUUUAAUUCUGAAAUUGAGACCAAACAAACCUUUGCAAAAGAGGAUCUCUUCUUGAAUGGCAUCACAGCUUCUCUUCCACAACCAAAGGCGCAGACACACUUCUUGCCUGAGAGUUCUUUCUCUACCAAUCUCAGCUUCUUUCCUACGCCUAAUCCAGACCCUUUCAGUGAUGAUCCUUUCACACAGCCACCCCAAUCUGCACUACCUUCAUUUGAUUCUCUAAAAUCUGAUCAGAAGAAAAGUAUGAGUACCUUGACUUCAGUGGGUAAUGGUACUUCAGAUGGUGAUAAUGACUACUUUGCUAAACAGUUUGACCAGAUUUCUAAUAGAACUGGCAAACAAGAAGCACUAACAUGCCAGUGGCCAGUUGAGAGUACCUCACCUGCAGCAAGAAUUCCCAAUGUGAUAUCAGAGAGAGAACGGAAUGGCUUUCUUGAAGUCCCAACAAACCUGUUUGUAGAAGGUACUUCCAAAGGAACAUCUCUGCAGAAUGGAGUAAAGCUGGAUUCUGAAAACAAUAUCCAAUUCAUUCCACAUGAGCCUAUAACAAUUAACCCACCACCACAGAGUACCAAGCCAGGAAGAGGAAGGAGAUCUGUUAAGAUUGCAUCGAAUGUCUUAUUCAGCUCAGACUUCUUUGUGCCAUCUAUGGAGAACCAGAGGUUGAGCUCAGGGUCACAAGCAGGAACUCCACCAACUAAUCCACUGGACCUCUUCAAAACAAGUUCUACCACAGCAUCUCCAUUGGCUGGUCUAGGUUGCUUGCCAGUAACUUCAUCACCAUGGACCCCACAGACAGUUUCCUUCACUCAGGCUACAUCAGUCUUUCCUGGGUCUAUGAUGCCUCCUCAGUCUCCAGGAUUUACUCAAUCUCUUGCCUUUGGUACUCAAGCAGUGCCAGGCUGGAACCAAUCUUCAUCUUUUGGUGCCACAGCCACUCAGUCUUCUGGAAUGUGGUCACAGACAGCACAAGUUCCACCCAAUUCUUGGGUUCAGCCAGCCAGUGCUGUAAAUCCCUUCCAGAGCAAUGUGUUCACAUCUCCAACACUACCAGCUCAGCCAGCCUCAGCACUGCCCUCCGUGUCAACAGCAGCCAGCCCUCCACAGCCACCACCCAGAACUACCCUCCAGAAAGAGCUGUCCAAAAAAGAGAGCGAUGCAUUCAUUGCUCUGGAUCCACUUGGGGAUAAAGAAAUGAAGGAUGUCAAGGAAAUGUUCAAGGACUUCCAGCUGACAAAACCACCUGCAGUACCAGCGAGGAGAGGAGAACAGCAAAACCUUUCAGAGCCUCCAAAGCCUGUUCCUCGACAAAGUGCACUGCCAGCUGAUGGCCUGUUUGAAAGUCAAGAUAAAGCAGACCCUUUCAGUGCUUCAUCUAAGGAAUCUCAGAAUCCACCUUCCGGUCAUUUUGGUGAUCAAUUUGGCAAUCCGUUUGCAUAG
Messenger RNA from Cinclus cinclus, 1959 nucleotides. RefSeq names its product DAB adaptor protein 2 (gene DAB2). The coding region runs from base 1 to 1959 and encodes 652 amino acids. NCBI's taxonomy places the organism in Eukaryota, Metazoa, Chordata, Aves, Passeriformes, Cinclidae. The transcript is spliced from 11 exons. Gene Ontology annotation, biological process: positive regulation of endocytosis; receptor-mediated endocytosis; negative regulation of canonical Wnt signaling pathway. Gene Ontology annotation, cellular component: plasma membrane. The record is from RefSeq and is a predicted model, not a curated record.